Miscanthus lutarioriparius is the source of this 741-nucleotide messenger RNA. NCBI's taxonomy places the organism in Eukaryota, Viridiplantae, Streptophyta, Magnoliopsida, Poales, Poaceae. The record is from the annotation of a GenBank genome assembly.
AUGGUGAUGCCGCCGUUCGCUUGGUCCGCCUGUUGCCACUCCUCCGGAAUGCAUGAUGAUGGGGAUGGAGUCGACGGUGAUUCUGGUGGCGUAGCUGCUGGCGUCGGCGGUGGAUCGGACGGUGAUUCUGGUGGCGUAGCUGGUGGCGUCGGUGGUGGGGUGGAGGGUGAUUCUGGUGGUGGAGUUGAGGGUGGUGAUUCCGGUGGUGUAGCCGCUGGCAUCGGUGGUGGGGUGGAGGUUGAUUCUGGUGGUGGAGUCGAGAGUGGUGAUUCUGGUGGCGCCACCGCUGGUGUGGGAGGUGGAGUCAAUGGUGAUUCUGGUGGAGGAACAGAGGGUGAUUCCGGUGGUGAUGCCGCUGGUGGAGUCGACGACGGUUCCGGUGGCGAUGCUGCUGGUGGUUCCGGUGGUGAUGUUGCUGGCGGAGUUGACGGUGAUUCCCCCGGUGGUGACGCUGCUGGUGGUUCCGGUGGUGACGCUUCCGGCGGAGUCGAUGGCGGUUCCGGUGGUGACACUUCCGGCGGAGUUGAUGGCGGCUGCGGUGGUGACGCUUCCGGCGGAGUCGAUGGCGGUUCCGGUGGUGACGCUUCCGGCGGAGUUGAUGGCGGCUCCGGUGGUGAUGCUGCUGGCGGAGUCGAUGGCGAUUCCGGCGGUGGCGGAGUCGGUGGUGAUGGGGUUGGCUCAGGCGUCGGUGGUGGAGUCGAUGGUGGAGGGUUCAUCGGUGGCACAGGCCCCCCUGUUUAA